UUGCUAAUAUAAUAUAUCUAUAUUUUCAUUUAGCAGUCUAUAAACUAUUUUUCAUUAUAUUUUUCACUUCAAGAUUCUGACACUUGCAACUCUUCUAUUCUCAAAGCAACGCCUAUUUCACAUAGACUUUUUUGGGGUCUCAUGUAGUUUCGUACCUAACGUACUUCUAGUGGGCGUAGCAUAACAAUUUUUUAUAAAAAUAUUUCAAAUCACUAUUUUGUUGUUUUGUAAUUGAAAAAUAUCUUAUUUUAUAUAAAUUAGUUCAAGAUUUUACUAUGUCGAGACAAAGUUCUCACAUUCCUGAUUCACCAAUCUCAAAAGGCAGCAUCAAAUUAAUGCAGCAUGACAAACGCCUUGUACAGCCAUCUGCACAAGGGAAGAGAGAUGUUGUCAAAGUUGCUGUUGAGGUGAGGGGAAUAAGGCAACUUUAUGAAAUGGAUCAGACUAAACGACUUCAGGAUAUUAUCAAAGACCUUUGCAAAGGGGAUGCCAAUUGGCAAGAUUAUUCUUUACAAGUUAUAGAUGAACAUGAGCAAUAUAUAACUGAAGCGAAUCAGCAUGAAGUAAAAGAUGGAACAAUGUUAAGACUUGUAGCUUCUCCAAAUAAAACCGUUGUAGAUCUUAUGCAAUGCCUUCGUCAAAACACUACCCCUUUGGAGGAUAAGGUGAAUGCUUACAAACGUCUUUCAAAGAUUUCAGCUGACCCUACAUUUGCUGAUAUAUUCAUUCAGAAAAAAGGAUUACAUUUUAUUCUUGAAUCAAUUGAAAAAGGAACAUGUCAGGGUGAUUCGCUUGCACAUGGUCUUGGAGCUGUCAUCGAACUGUUGGAUCAUGGUACUGUGAUGUAUGAUAAUGUAUUAUCACAUGGGUUUAUAAGAAAAGUCUCAUCGUUUGUGAAGGAUUCAUCAGAAAAUGAUGCGACUAUACUGCAAAGGUCACUCGCUAUAUUGGAAGCUGGUGUCAUCAACAGUCAGCGAUUGUAUAAUGAAAUAUCUCAGGAAAUCACUGCUAUCAAUCUUACAACACAUGUUCAAAGAUCCAACCCAGAAAUUCAACAUAAUACAAUUGCUCUCAUAAAUGCUUUACUGCUUCGGGAUCCAAAUGAAGGCACAAGAAUCACAGGUCGUAAGAAAAUUUCUAACCCAAUGACACAAAAGCAAUUCAGAACUGUAAUUCUCAAUCAUAUUAUUAGAACAUCUAAAUCUAUUAGCUCUGAGAUGGCUCAUCAACUAUAUGUUCUGCAAGUGUUAACAUUCAACCUCUUAGAAGAACGAAUGAAUACAAAGCUCAAUCCUCAUGACAGCGAACAAAGAUCUCAUCUGUUCGAACUUCGUAACAUAGCUUUUGAUUCGACUAGUGAAAUUGCACCUUCCCCAACAUCAAAGAGGCCUCAAAAUAUUUCACAAUUCAAUCCUGUUGAUUUCAAGAAGUUAGGUUUUGAAAACUUCAACAAUCCAGUUUUAGAAUUUGAAGUAUUGCCACCCGGAAUAUUUGCUCUGGAUUGUAUGAGGUACUUUGCGAGAAAUCAACAAGAUAACUAUGUCAGACUUGUUCUGGAAAAUAGUGCACGUGGAGACAAACAUGAAUGUCCAUUUGCUAAAAGUUCUGUUCGGCUGGUGAAAAUGAUUUGUGAGAUUCUAAAUAUAGGAGAGCAACCUACAGAAACAGGAGAAGAUUAUUAUGCAAUGUUUUUCACUCAUGAUCAUGCAAUUGAAGAGUUUUAUUGCAUCUGCAUCCAGCUGCUCAAUAAAACAUGGAAAGAAAUGAGUGCUAUCAAGGAAGAUUUUGAUAAAGUUAUGAGUGUUGUCCAUGAUCAGAUUCUUAUCGGAUUAACGGCACAGCCACAACCCUCAUCUCUCGAUAUUUUCAAAUCCAAGUUAUACAACUACUCUGAAAUUCUCAAAAUAAGACGGCGAGAAAUGCUUGAAAAGGAGGAAUUUGAUUCUCAAGCGAAACCAGUCCUUGAACUGCAAAAAGAACUCAAGCCUGAAAUUUUAGACCUAGUCAAAGAACAAAGGUUGAAUGUGUUAAAGGCAGGAACAGUCUUUCACAAAAUAUCUAGCAAAAAAUUUCGAGAAAAGUCUCACUGGUGUUGCCGACUCUCUCACAAUCAUAAAUAUCUUCACUACUGUGAUGUAGACAGCAACAAAGACAAACCAUCAAUUGAAGAAAUGACUGGCAAGUUAGAGAUAGCGGAUUGUAAAGAUGUAAUUUUUGGUAAAAGUUGUCCCCACAUGAGAAAUCAAAAAGUUCAUAAAGCGACUGCAGAUCUUGCAUUUUCUAUUUCUUAUGAUCCUGAUGAAUUUCUCAACUUUGUUGCUCCAGAUAAAGAAACAUGGAUGCAUUGGGCAGAUGGGAUGAAUGCUCUUCUUGGUAAACCGAUGUCAAGUGAUAAAGCCAAGUUAGAUAUGGAUAUGUUACUUGCAAUGGAAAUGAAGCUUCGGCUUCUUGAGCUUGAAAACAUACAUAUACCAGAUCACCCACCACCUAUUCCCCCACCACCGGAUAACUUCAAUUUUGCUUAUAAUUACUAAAUAUCUUUACAAAUUUUAUUAAUCAGAACAGUUGUUUGAUUAUUGGCCUUAAAAACAUAUCUUUGUCCUAGCAUUAUCUUUUAAUCCAAAUUUAGUAAAGCAAAGAUGAUGUUUAACUUUAAAUCACUUUGGUUAAAGCAAUCAUAAUAUUAUUACUAUGAUAAAUAUUGUAUCAAUUAUUAUUCAUAUACUCAAGCUUGUUCCACCUACAUAAAAGAUUUUUUUAAUUUUUUUAAAAUGAUUCUGCAAAAUUUAAUUUGAAUAACAAAUAUGCUAUGAUGCUGCAGUAGCUCAUUUCCCUUUGGAAAUUCACUGAAGCCUUUAAUCAAGCAUUUUCUAUUUUUCCUAUACUCAUGUGUUGUUCAUACUGUUUCUUGUUGUUAAGCGGAAAUAAUCCAGAACUUAAUAUAUUUCAAGAAUCUUUGUAUCAAAAUACUUUACUGCUUAUGUUUCAUUUAAAUAUUGAAUGAGCAGAAGUUUUGUUUAAAACCUUAAAUGUUAGUUAUUUUAUAUCUUUUCUUUAGAAAAUUUGUUAACGAAUUGUUACUUAUCAAUUUUAAUCGGUAAGUAUGUUGAUAGGUAUUUGUCUGUCUGUCUGUUAGAUGCACGCGAUAUCUCACGUAAGCGAGAUUGAAUCUGCUCCAGAUUUAUGUAAUUUUUACCAUAUUUUAGGAUAUAAAUUUGCUGCAUUAUUCCAAAGUGCCGACUCGUUGAUAUGGUGUUUUUCAUAAAAAUGUGCACUAAGCAAAUUUGCAGGCGCACACCAUUUGUGUCCUGUAUAUUCAUGUAUUAUUUGGCUAAUGAGUUUAUUUUUUAUAUUAUUUGCAUAUAUUGUAUUAAAUAACCAGAUAUGUCGUUUCCAAUGCUUCAUGAUUACCAUAUUUUUAAUAUUUUUAGUUGGAUUAUUGAACAAAAUGGUGAUAACCAGUUAACAUUAUAUUAUAAAAGUAGCAAAUUCCUUAGUGUAUAGUGAGUUUGAAAGUUUAGGGUCUUGAAACGCAUAGGCCCCUGCCCCCUGGUAUCCUGCAUCAUUUUUGAAUGGCCUGACUUUCCUGCUUGGUGCCGAAGUGCAGCAUUUUUUAAAGCAAUUCUAAUUGCCCAGAAGGUCAUUUUUAGGUUCUAAGUAUUCGAUUCAAUAUUUCUUUUGGUAGUGUGAGUUACGUGUUUGUGUCCAGAUAUAUCAACUGGCGAUUCCCUGAAGCGGAGAUGGCCAAUACCGAAUAAUUCACUCUUUCGAAUAGUAGUAACGCUUUUAUUUUUUAGUACGUACGAAAAUACGAAUCAAAAAUUAAUCAGAAUCGGGCAGUUCACCACACAUUUUAUGUCCAAAGAUUGUCGUGUUAUUUCAAUAUAGUUAUGCUUUUAUUUUUUUGCAAGUUGACGCAACCAUGAAAUACGUUUGACAGAAUUAAAUUUGUACGGCAAGGCA
This is a messenger RNA of Styela clava, 3963 nucleotides long. Its product is annotated as engulfment and cell motility protein 1-like. Gene Ontology annotation, biological process: actin filament organization; cell motility. Gene Ontology annotation, cellular component: plasma membrane. The record is from RefSeq and is a predicted model, not a curated record. Lineage: Eukaryota; Metazoa; Chordata; Ascidiacea; Stolidobranchia; Styelidae.